Molecule: messenger RNA, 4470 nt
Organism: Polyodon spathula (Mississippi paddlefish)
Lineage: Eukaryota; Metazoa; Chordata; Actinopteri; Acipenseriformes; Polyodontidae
Product: proline-rich transmembrane protein 4-like
Exons: 4
Coding region: 240-3383 (1047 amino acids)
Source: RefSeq, a predicted model, not a curated record
UCAGUGAGGUGUGACCACAGGCAUUGUGUAUUUGAAUUUCACACUGGCGGAUUGAAGCGGGGAGAGAGAGAGAGGAGGCAGAAACUCUAUUUCUCACACAAGAAAGAGGAUACCCACAGCAUUGCAGCAGAGGGCAAGGGGAAUUUCAUUUCAAAUAUCAUUACUAGCGGAGUGAACCAAAGACCAAUUAUUACUGUCAAAAUCCCCCUGGUGAAUUUACAAAUGAUGGAAGACUGCUUAUGACUACAGUUUAUUUUAGUUUAUUUAUUUAUAGCAAGGACACAAUGCUUGAUCAAUGCUAUAUGUUGAUGAUUGUUCUAUGGUGUUCACUAUUGGGGACCUCUGUUCCUGAACCUGAGGUGCAAAAUGUGGUGGCACACACUUCACCACCACCCCCAGACCCAGUUCCUCCUCAACAGUCUUCCACCUUGAAGCUUGGCACCUUCUCUAGACCAUCUUGGGUGCCUACAGACCUUACAGUAGCAUCUAAAACACCCUCAUUCCUUUUAUUACCCUUCAGUCUGUCAGUUGAUCUUCAGCAUAAAAACAGGAAUUUUCAAUCUUCCCGACCAAGUACAGAGGCCAUGAGUACAAAUCUUCGGCCUCCACCAAUCCAACCAUUAUUCAAAAGAAAACAAGUCAGAAACAUUCAAACCGAAAGACCCAUGGAAACAGGGAAUACACCAAGAAAUAAUGCAAUUGAUUUUGCAAGACCUAGCACUGUGUCGCUGCCCUCCGAAACUGUGAUACCGUCGAUGUUUACUUCUGUCAAGACUGGAACAGGAAGCAGCCUUCUAACUUACCCAAAGGAACUUCCUCCUGACCAAACUACUUUGCCUAUUUACAGUUUCACAAGCAACCAAGAAAAAACAUAUACAACUAAGGAACAAACACUGAAUAAAAGGCCUUUUACGACAACCAAAAAUAGUAAUACUCCUCUACCUACCUCUGAUAUCUUGAUCUUGGAGACAACUGAGCUUUUUACUCUAUCACAAUCCCCCAAAUCAUUCAACCUUGAAUUGCCAACACCAGGGUCAGUCACAGUUGAAAAUGUGAGGUUGGAAUCAACUGGAUUACCCAUUAGCCAGGAUCAGGAACCAACUACUGUGAAUAAACCAAAUACUGAAUUGAAGUUAAUAGAGGGUAAAUUGGACAAAAGUACUGACAAAGAGGACAUGGGAGUGCUCCCUACAGUUGCCAAUGAAGUUGUUAAUGAAAGUAAAAUACAACAUCAAGAUGUUUCCCAAAAACCAACGUUUUCUGAGACACUGGGAACCGAAACUUUACACACAACCUUAUCUUACUUAGACAGUGGGUUUGACAGCGAGGACCUAGCAGCCAUCAACCCUACAGAGAGUGCACAGGACCGCCUGAUAGCUGCCACCCAUUCCCCUUCAAAAAUCUCCGAUCCAGAGACAGCAGGUACAUAUUCUCAUCAGGAUUGGUCUUCAGAGACAGUGAACGUUGAUCCACCAGCUUUGUCUGACUGCAACCAAGAUAGAACUGGGGGUUGUGAUUCCUCAGAUACCUGGAGUUCUACUGUGCCAGAUGAUGAGGAUCCAGAAAAUGAAUCCUACAACCUGUUUCUACUUCCCCCAAUGUUUGUUCCUCUCCAUGCAGAUUGGAACAGUGCAAUGGCAACAUGGGGUAUUGCCUGGGAAGCCCACAUCUAUGGAGUAGGGUCAUUGUUUUCUCUAGUGGUCUUCCUUUCAGCUCUAAGCCUGCUGUGUCUACCUUUUAGAUGCCCAUCAGGCUACAGUUACUUUGUGACCAUUGAUGUGUUUCUUUUGAUAACUGGUUCCAGCAGAACAUUCUCCAUGUUUUACGAUGCCUAUAACCACCAGGACAAGUUAGCUGCAACUGCAACCUUACUCCUGUAUGAAGUGCCAUUUCCUUGCCUCACCUCUGCUUUUGGAAUUGUGUUCCUGCUCCUUUCAAUGAGGUCCAGGAUGCAGUUGUCCUACUCUAUAGUUCAACAUCCAUGCUUCUUAGCCAUAGUAGUGUUCCUGCACUUUUCAUCCUCUUUAGGCUCAAUUCUGGUAGUGCAACUCUUCACUCAGCUUCCUUGGCUGUUUUUUGUGUCACAAGGAGUAUUUGUGGCCUUGACGGCCUUUAUGUCUAUUUUAUACUUCAUUUUCUACUGUUAUGUGAGAGCAGAUGCCAAGCACAUUUACCAUUUAAACAAUACUUCUCCACCAAUAGAAAGGCACAACAGAUGCCCUUUUGCAGACUUAAAGGAUUGGGAUAAAGCAGCAAUGACGGCAGCAUUCUCUGCAUUGUUUGCACUAUUAUGUGCAGCUCUUCAGUUGUAUGCCAUGCUGCAUGCCUUGGGAUUUGGUGGAAUGGAGGUAUUCCACCCUUGGCCCUGGUGGGCCUUCCAUUUGAGCUGCAGGAUAUGCGAGGUUGGCAUGUGCCUUACCUUGGCCCUCAUUGUAAUGUAUCCUCUAUUUUGUUCUAAUAAUGCACCCCAUCGUAGCUGUUGGUCAAAGAUAUUCUGCAUGUCCCAUGGCCAUGUGACAAUGAAACCACCCAUUCUCCCAAACAACUACCAGUGGUCUUCCUCCCAGCAGGAGAAGCUGGUGAUCUGUGACACCAUCACCCGGGGUGAAAACGAAUGCCUUCCUCUGUAUACGUUAGUGGAGAACCACCUCAGCAGCAUAGAGGGCCUUGAUCUUCUAUACCAUAGUAACAGGGGGUUAUUAUCAAAAGACAUGGAGUUAAAUAUAAAGCCCAUAAAUAGCUCAAGAACCUCUUCUUUCAGCAUCCAGAUGGACAGUGACUCCACAGUAGACCUCAGGCCCCCUUCCCCUAUAAAUCUAGGACGCAGCAUCGAUGAAGCUCUUUUCAGUGAAGCCCUUUUCCCCCAAAGCCUCUUCCAGAACUCUAAGCUCUACAGCUCCAGCAACUUGUCUCUGGGUGUUAAAAACACAGCGGACAACGGAGCCUUCAAAGAGAGCCCUGCUGACCGAGGCCUCUACAGGACUUCCUCUUGUAUAGAGAUGGACUUGGUGCCGCCAUUGAAAGGUUCUAUAUCCAGUUCCAAUACAUUAAACGCAACAUUAUCUACCGAGCAAUGGCGAGGCAGCAGCACAAGCUGUCUUUACAAACUGUCCCACGACGGAUCAUCACUGGUGCUCUGCUCAAGUCCAGACAGGCUUGGCUACUCAUCCCUUGGCAGUAACCAAAUCCCAUCAAGAAACCUGUCCCACUCAAGCUUAGACCAGGAACCUCAAAUUCAAAGACUUUACCAGGCCUUGGGUUCUGCUUUCCAGGAGUCAUCAGACAAGCCCAGAGAAUCCGGUUUAGCUCUUCAAUCUGAAUUUAUAAAUGUUUGCAGACAAAUUGAUGAGCUGAGUGUUAGCAGUGACACAAUAGACUUGUAGGACAGUGAUAUAAAUCCUCCUGACCCAGCAUUGUAAAUCUAAAAGAGGUUUUCAUUUAAAAAAAAAGUUUUAAUACCACAAAGAAUAAUGUGCAACCCUAAAAUAUGAUUCUAUCAAUUUGUUUUUGAUUAACUAACAAAUGAUUUGUAUAAAAUGAGGAAUCACUGGAGUAAAAUGUGUUUUAUUUUUUAAUCCAUUUAUCUAAAAAGGCGCCCUUCAAGAUCACCCAAAACAAUUCACCGCUAGAGAUACAUGCCUUUGAGAUCAGCUACUUCAGUUUAAGUCUUGGUUCCAGAUGUGAAGGACUUGCUUGGAUUCUCUAGUUGUGAUAUAAUAUACAAUGAUACUUUCCAGGCACAAUGUCUGUGAACGUUGCCAAGUGUCAUAGACUUGACAGGCCUAAAGAGAUUUUUAUCAACAGAUUGAGGCGAUGCAAUGAGGUUAAAUGUGAAAAUAUUUUAAUACAUCUGUGGUCUUCAGAACGAUGUAGGUGCUACAGUUGGUUCCCUUAACAUUUGUUUACAAUAGCAUAUUUGCUUAAAUAAAUUAGCAUACAACAUAAGCUGUUGCCACGCAAUCUUCAUGGUGCGAUAAUGAAAAUAAAAUAAUUCAGUUGCAGAUAGGAUGCAUACGAACAUCUAAUAGGAUUUUAAAUUUGGUUUAUAUUAGGGCUGUCAGUUAAAUCGCAAUUAACCUCCGCAAUUAACGUGUACAUUUUGUGGGAGAUACUUUAACACCUUAAUCGCAAUCCUGUCUUGCCCCUCUUAACAUGCCCCUCUUAACAUGCCCCUCUUAACAUGCCGUAAUUCAUGUCCUGCGGCACCAUUUUAAUGCAUGCCAGGAUUGGAUGUGUAGUCAUCAUUUGAAUAUAAAAUUUGUCAUAGAAACACAUUAUGUAGCAAAGCACUCAAACUGAAGGUCUUGUGAAUGGGAUGUUUGUUUUUUUAAAUUCUGAUGGAUAGAAAGAGGGUUAAUUGUAGCUACUGUCGAAGUGAGUUGCAGUAUCACAGACGUGCAUCUAGUCUGCUGUACCACCUGUGUGCUAAAUAUGUUUUCAUUUCUCAAAAUGCACUAGUAUUUUUCUGCU